Hypoxylon fragiforme is the source of this 849-nucleotide messenger RNA. RefSeq names its product glycoside hydrolase family 16 protein. The transcript has 2 exons. The coding region runs from base 1 to 849 and encodes 282 amino acids. Gene Ontology annotation, biological process: carbohydrate metabolic process. The record is from RefSeq and is a predicted model, not a curated record. NCBI's taxonomy places the organism in Eukaryota, Fungi, Ascomycota, Sordariomycetes, Xylariales, Hypoxylaceae. Gene Ontology annotation, molecular function: hydrolase activity, hydrolyzing O-glycosyl compounds.
AUGCGAUUCCAGCAAAGUAUUCUCGCCUCCUUCGUCCCGGGCCUUGCCUUGGCUAUCACGCCCCCCAACAUCAAUGGCAUGAGCAUCGUCUGGUCCGAAGACUUCGAGGGCCCCGCAGGUGGCUCCCCAAGUGGUAGCACCUGGAACGUUAUGGAUGCUAUCAACACCAACAACGAAGUCCAGACCUACACCACCUCAAACAACAACGUUCAGAUUAGCGGUGGUGGCACGAUCCAGUUCGUUCCACGAAAGUCACCUUCCGGCCUCUGGACCUCCGGCCGUAUCGAGACUAAGGACUCUUGGACUCCGGCCCCGGGCAAGGUCAUGUCCAUCCAAGCAAACAUUCUCUUAGGGAACAACCCUAUUAUCAACAAGCAAGGUCUCUGGCCCGCCUUUUGGGCCCUCGGUGAUGCUAUGCGUCAUGGUACCCAGUGGCCUGCUGCGGGAGAAAUAGACAUUAUGGAACAAGUCAACGGACUCCUAACCGGCUACGGUACCGUACACUGCGGGAGCUCCGUCGGUGGCCCUUGCAACGAACCCCUCGGACGUGCCCAGGCUACUGCCAUGCCCGCUGAUGGUUUCCACACCUGGGGCGUUACCAUCGAUCGAACGAACGACGACUGGACAGCACAGACGAUAACCUGGCACUUGGACGGCAAUGUUUACUCGACCCUCACCGGAGCGGAUAUCAACGACGCUCCUAUUUGGUCAUCCCUCGCCCACAGCCCCCUGUACAUUCUCCUCAACGUAGCUGUUGGUGGUGACUGGCCCGGCCUACCUAAUCUUCUUACACUGGGUGGCUACGGCAGCAUGAUGGAAGUACAGUGGGUUGCCGUCUACUCAUCAUAG